AUGAAGCGGGAGCUUCAAGGGAUAAUCGUGGUUAUGUCGUCGGGUGGCGAUGAAGUCGGUUCGUACCCCGGGGAUGACAGUCACAAGAACAGGUGUGCUGGCAAGCAGGGCGACAUGGAAGGGAGGGCUCUUCACCCGACCAUCACCUCGGACUUUCCCCAAGUCGGAUCGCAACUCAAUUUUACCGGCUACGCUAUACGCGAACUCGUUGCAACGAACUUUACCAUCAACAAUGACAGCGACCUCAACCUCGGAAGCGGCGUUUACAAUAAGGCAGGCCGUGGCUAUCCUGACGUCAGCGCUGUUGAUGAUCACUAUCUGGUUCGGUUCGCUGGUGAUUGGCACGCGAUUGGAAGCACGUCGCUGGCGGCUCCGGUGUGGGGCGCGGUGUUAACGUUGGCUGUGCACGUUGAGAAAACACGUUGA
Messenger RNA from Neurospora hispaniola, 426 nucleotides. RefSeq lists its product as uncharacterized. Gene Ontology annotation, biological process: proteolysis. Lineage: Eukaryota; Fungi; Ascomycota; Sordariomycetes; Sordariales; Sordariaceae. The transcript is spliced from 2 exons. Gene Ontology annotation, molecular function: serine-type endopeptidase activity. The coding region runs from base 1 to 426 and encodes 141 amino acids. The record is from RefSeq and is a predicted model, not a curated record.